AUGGCUUCUACACAUGUGAAGAGAUACAAGAGAGAGCUUCUGCAACAGCCAGACUAUUAUCCUACAGGAAAGAGGACUGGGAAUUUCAGCACUACAAGAGCUGUAUACCUCUCCACAUCUGCAUUUCACCUUAGCUCCAAACCACAGAAUCACAGACUGAAACUGUUCCUGGUUAGUUCCCCUCUGCCCUAUCCCAGAGGGAGUGAGGAACCUCUGUUGGGUAAAGGAGAGCUAAAGGAUUGGAACUGUAAGACACUGGCAACUGUGGAACCUAAUAUUAGGGUGCCAUUUGCAGCACCCAUUUUCAAUGCAGCAGUGAUCUCGAUGGCAUCAACAUCUGCCUUAUCUCAGCAUCCCAGCAGCAAAUCAAGCCCCUUGCAAAAUGAAGAACGAAAAUGGAUGAUGCAGGACACAGAGCAGAGAGAUGCUGAUCCUGAGCAGGAAGAAAUAUCACCUUACUCCCUGCUCACUGUAAAAAUCAUAAAGAUGACAAAUGCUCAUCAGGCAGACUUCUUAAGCCAAUCUGAUUGCUACGUGAGUCUCUGGUUGCCAACUGCUUCAGAUGAGAAAUUCCGAACAAAAACCAUCAAGAACUGCAGAGACCCUGUGUGGAAUGAAACUUUCUACUUCCGGAUACAGAGAAAAGUCAAGAAUAUUCUAGAAAUGACUGUUUCUGAUGAUGACAUCAUUCGUGAUGAUGACCAUGCUAUUAUUCUUUUUGAUGUAGCUAAAAUCUCUCUUGGGAAAAGAGUGACAAUGGCAUUCCCACUGAAUCCACAGGGGAGAGAGGAGCUGGAAGUUGAGUUUCUAUUGGAGAGCAUCCAGGAUCACCCUGAAGCCAUCGUCACAAAUGGGGCAGUGGUGUGCCGUGAACUAGCCUGCUUGGAAGUUGAGUUUGACAGCAGGGUGAAAAAGAAGCACUUUGCAGAGAAUGAACUAAUGUUUACAGUGAGAGGAUCAUUUGAAGAAACGCAGAGAGUUUCACUGGGCUCUGGCUCCCGUUCCCCUCUCCCAGAUCCCACUCUCUUCCACUAUGCCAAAUACAAGCAACCUUCACUGGAUGUUGUACUCACAAAGAAGAGGAAGCUUCCCAGCUUUUGUGCUUGUGUGACAUGCAGAGAAAGGAGGAGCAGAAGCAUUCCCCUGACUUUACCUCUGAAGUCUCUCCCUUCUGAGCAGGAAGCAGUCAGCAAGCACAGAAAAUUUGAUUUGCUCUUAAAGGCGAAAAAAUGCCAGGAAGACCUAGAUGUACGCCUGGGCUUUGACUUGUGUGCACAGGAACAGGAUUUCAUUUGCAAAAGGAAGAAGGUUGUUGCAGCUGCUCUGAAGGACAUUCUUCAGUUGGAGGAAGACUUGGAGGACGAUGAGGUACCUGUGGUGGCAAUCAUGACAACGGGUGGUGGAACCAGAGCUCUGACAGCCAUGUACGCUCAUCUUCUGAGUGUGCAGGAACUGAAUGUCUUGGACUGUGUCUCAUAUGUCACCGGUCUAUCUGGCACAACGUGGACCAUGGCAAACUUGUAUGAAGAUCCUGACUGGUCGCAGAAGAAUCUUAAGAAAACACUUGAUGAUGUCCGAAGGCACGUGCUUAAAAAUAAGUUCUUGGCUUGUUUUGCCCCUGACCGUCUGAAAUACUACUUGAAAGAGUUAUGCCAAAGGAAACAGGAAGGACAUCAGAUAAGUUUCACAGAUCUGUGGGGACUCAUCAUUGAAUCUAUGUUCCGUGACAAGGAGGACUCCCAGAAGCUCACAGAUCAGCAGCAGGCACUAAACCGUGGUCAGAAUCCCCUUCCCAUCUACCUCUCUCUCAAUGUGAAGGAUAAAAUCAGUGACCAGGAUUUUAGAGAAUGGGUGGAAUUCACUCCUUAUGAGGUAGGAUUCCUGAAAUAUGGCGCCUACAUUCGUGCAGAAAAUUUUGGUAGUGAGUUCUUCAUGGGUCAUCUGAUGAAGAAAAUCCCAGAAUCCAGAAUCUGCUUUUUGGAAGGGAUCUGGAGCAGUGUAUUUUCCCUGAAUCUUUUGGAUGCUUGGUACAUUUCUGUUCAUUCAGAAGACUUCUGGCACAAGUGGACCCGAGACAAAAUUACUGACAUAGAUGAUGAAACCCUGUUCCCUAAAAGACCAAAUGAGCUGGAAACUCGAGUGGUUUGUCCCACCGACAGCUUUUCAGACAUUUUCCGAGAUGUCGUCACAUUACGUCCAGCAGCUUCAGAAAUCCCUAACUUCCUAAAAGGCCUCCAGAUGAACAACAACUACAUGGAGAGCGGGUUUUCUAAAUGGAAAGACUGUGAGCUUGACUCUCAGCCCAACCACUUGACAGGAGCAGCAGACUACCUCAUCUUGAUUGAUACUGCAUUUGUCUUUGCUACCAGUUACCCACCACUCAUGAGACCAGAAAGGAAAGUGGAUGUCAUUUUGCAUUUCAACUACAGUUCAGGCUCCCAGACAGGGCCUCUGAAAGAAGCCUCUAAGUACUUUGCAAAACAAGGAAUUCCUUUCCCUAAGGAGGUGCCAGAUGAUCAGGAAACUCCGCAUCUGAAGGAAUGCUACAUUGUUGGUGAAAAGGAGAGCCCAGAAACCCCUAUUGUGAUAUUCUUCCCUCUUGUAAAUGACACCUUCAGGGAAUACAAAGCACCUGGGGUGAGACGUAGUCCCUCAGAGAUGGCAGAGGGUGAUGUUGAUGUGGCCAAUAGCUGUGGUCCAUACUACAUAAACAACCUGAGUUAUUCAGAGGAAGAUUUUGACAAACUGGUGAACUUAAGCUACUACAACGUCCAGAAUAAUAAAGACUUGAUUCUUCAGGCCUUGCGUGCAGCGGUGGAGCGGAAAAAGCAGCAAAAGAAACAGCAACCACUGCAAAAACCACCACCCCCUGGUGGUGAUGGCAUGGGUGUGCCCAACAGAGUGGCGUCCCAGCAUCUGCCCAACUGCUCAGCAGUAGAGAAAAUGAAAUAAAGCAUCCACAAGCACUGCUAGUGGAAAAAGAAAAGAAGAAAGGAACUUGCCUAUGUAGCGAAAAGCCGAAGAAUGCUAAAAAGACUUUGUUUGUCAUCGGAAGUACUGCAGACUGUCUGUCAGUGAAGGGCAUAAACACGAAAAGCCGAGCUCUUCCUUAAUGAAUUAAUGUGCUUCCCUUGCUGACAAGCCCCAGAGCAGGGCUAGGUGCAAUGCGCUGUGCUCCUGCUUGCAGGAGUAACCCUUCAGGGCAAGGCUGCAUUCUGCAGACAAGAGGGCACAAGGAAGCUGGCACUGGCUGCUGGUUUUCUCCUGUGCUAUAAAAAGAGAGGAGCAUAAGUCCAGAAACGCAACAGAGAACAAAAUCAAUUGUUUCUAAAUCAAAACCUGUUUGUGAGCUAAGGAGUCUUCAUGUGAAUGUAAAUAAAUAUUAAACUUUUAGAAGAAAGCACUUUUUUUCAAGU
Numida meleagris (helmeted guineafowl) is the source of this 3416-nucleotide messenger RNA. RefSeq names its product cytosolic phospholipase A2 epsilon-like. Gene Ontology annotation, cellular component: cytosol. The coding region runs from base 1 to 2952 and encodes 983 amino acids. The transcript has 23 exons. The record is from RefSeq and is a predicted model, not a curated record. Lineage: Eukaryota; Metazoa; Chordata; Aves; Galliformes; Numididae. Gene Ontology annotation, biological process: glycerophospholipid catabolic process. Gene Ontology annotation, molecular function: calcium ion binding; calcium-dependent phospholipid binding.